Messenger RNA from Yamadazyma jaroonii, 888 nucleotides. NCBI's taxonomy places the organism in Eukaryota, Fungi, Ascomycota, Pichiomycetes, Serinales, Debaryomycetaceae. The record is from the annotation of a GenBank genome assembly.
AUGAAGUGGUUAAGAAGUUUCCAUACUCUGAUUACUUUAGGGAACAAACCCCCUAUCAUUCCUGAUAGUUUACGUUCCUUCGUCCCACCACGUACUAUACCUAUCAAAUCAGGUAAAGAUCAAGUUUUUAUGGCCGAAUAUGAAAGAACUCGUAUAAUUCCUGCCUUAAAUACAUAUUAUGGAGGUAAUGCUAAACACGAUCAUACAGUGGCCAAAUUAAAUGAAUUACUCAGAAGACAUCAACAUUUACCUACCAGACCUAUCACCACUGAAGAAAUGAAAACCAAUGAUUUCUUAUCUUUCAAAGAAUAUAGAGAUGAAUAUAUUGGUAGUGAAAAAGUUAAGAUUGGUCACCAUAAAGAAUUAUUAAGAGUAUUAAAUCGUUUAAAAAUCAUAGAUUCCCAAUUAAUACCUCUGGAAGUUAUUACUACUUUAAAUGAAUUCAUCACAUCAUCCGAUCAAACCACCAAAAUCACUAAAAAAUUAAAAACCACUGAUGAAGAUGGUGUUAUAAAUAUCAAAUCUAAGAGAAAGACUUCAGUAGCUAAUGUUAAAUUAGUUAAUGGUGAAGGUAAGAUUAUGGUUAAUGGUAUUAAUUAUACUGAAUAUUUCACCAGAGAUCAAGAUCGUGAAUCUAUUACUUUUCCUUUAUUAGUAUUAGAAUUGAUUGGUAAAUUAAACAUUUUUGUUAAUGUUAGAGGUGGAGGAAUUAGUUCUAAAGCUGAUGCAGUGAAAUUAGGUAUAGUUAAAGCUUUAGGAGCAUUUAAUCCUAUUUAUAAGAAUAGAUUGAAACAAGCAGGAUUAAAAUCAGUUGAUCCAAGAAUAGUUGAAAGAAAGAAACCUGGUAAAGUUAAAGCCAGAAAAUCCCCUACUUGGGUUAAACGUUAG